Molecule: messenger RNA, 937 nt
Organism: Phyllopteryx taeniolatus (common seadragon)
Lineage: Eukaryota; Metazoa; Chordata; Actinopteri; Syngnathiformes; Syngnathidae
Product: kazal-type serine protease inhibitor domain-containing protein 1-like
Exons: 4
Coding region: 22-855 (277 amino acids)
Biological process (GO): regulation of cell growth; regulation of signal transduction
Cellular component (GO): extracellular region
Molecular function (GO): insulin-like growth factor binding
Source: RefSeq, a predicted model, not a curated record
UGUACGCGGCGGCGGACGGUCAUGUCUCUGCCGAUUCUGGUUGCGCUCCUGGUUCUGUGUCCGAACCCGCGUCCGUGCCGGCCUCUGGACGACCAGGCGGCGGACUGCGGGCCGUGCCGAGCCGACUCGUGCCCGGCGCCGCUCGGCUGCCGGGCCGGCGCGGUGCCGGACCGCUGCGGCUGCUGCUCGGAGUGCGCCAACCUGGAGGGGCAAGCCUGCGACCCGGGACGCAAAAACGUCCUCUUCGGACUCUGCGGGGACGGCCUGCGGUGCCAGGCGGACCCGCGACCCGCCGGACGGCGUGUGGGCGACCAAGACGAGGAAGACGAGGAAGAUGAGGAAGAGGAGCAGGUGUGCGUUUGCGAGGAGCGCGAGGCGGUGUGCGGGAGUGACGGGGUGACGUAUGCAAACGUGUGCCACUUCAAAGAGGCCGCCUUCUCGGACCCCGAGCUGCACGCCAGGGGGCGGGGCCCCUGCAAGACUGUUCCAGUUAUCAAAGUGGGCCCUAAAAGCCAAGUGAACGGGAGCGGCAGCCAUCUUGUUUUCCUGUGCGAGGUGUUCGCCUUCCCGAUGGCGGCGGUGGAAUGGCGCAAGGACGACGACGACGACGUCGUCCUGCCCGGAGACGACCCACACAUCUCCGUGCAGAGCCGUGGCGGGCCUCUGCGGUUCGAGCUGUCCAGUUGGCUGCAGAUUGAAGGGGCGGAGCCUGGAGACUCGGGAACCUAUCGCUGCGUGGCCCGCAACAGCUUAGGCUCCGCCUCCGCCGCGGCCGCGCUGGGUGUCCUGCGCGCUGAGGAGCUGUCGUCCUACUUGGCCAAUCAUGCGAGCGACGACCAACGCCGCCUCUAUUGACGACGAUGAUGUCACUUCCUUCCGGCCCGCCGCCAUUUUUGGGUGAAACAUUACGAUAGUUGACAUUAUGUCGAGUUUAAAA